UGCAGCACUGAUCAUCAAUUAAUUUCUGACUCAGCUGAGAGCCGUUUAUAUUGCCGGUGGUUCUACAUAAGAUUUAUGUCUGUGAGGCGGUGAUUGUUGUUAUUUGGUGAGGCAUCAUGUUCCUGGGCACUGAACGCAAACAUACAAAGACGUGUGUUCUAGUGUUUGUGCUGCUGCCGUUCGCGAUUGGCAAAAUAGAGCCGCAGAGUGGAGCUAUAUGUAGAUCGUCAAGUGGUUUGCAAGGAAUGUGUGUGCUUUUGAAACAUUGUCCUAAACUAAGAGCAAUACUGGACAAGCCGUACAUUAACCGGCAGGAGAAUAAUUUACUAACAGGAGCUGAAGGUGCAUGUCCCCCGGAGUCGGAGCAAUUUUGUUGUGCGGAUGGAGAUAUUCGUUGGGACACAAGAUCUACAACGAAACUUCCGAAACGAUCCUGGACGACAGUAAAGAUAAAAGAGGAUAAUGCACCAGGCGAUGAAGACUGUCUCCAGACACGCCUUGGAAUGAGCAGUGAGUCCUUUGGAAGAGCUUCACUAGGCACCUCGUUUGGAGUGUUUAUAACGUACACGGGUAAGACUAAGCUCAGCAGAUGUGUGGGCAGUUUGAUCACACCCGAGUACGUCCUCACAGUGGCCCACUGCGUGCGAGAACCGUACCGGAACCGAAUAGUUUUGUACGUAAAUGCACAACGCGUCACAUUUGACCCUGUUCUGGAGAUGCUGCAGGGUGAUGUGAACCCAACGUACGUGCGGGAGGUCAUCAUCCACAAGGAGUACAACCGUACCACGUAUGAUCACGACAUUGCUUUGCUACAGUUAAAUGAGACCAUCGCUCGGGGCGGUUACGGUUCGCCCACACCGAUCUGUAUCCCGUUGGGUGCCACACACGAUGAGAAUGCCUCUGCCGGUCGGACCCUAAGCUGCUUCGGUUGGGGCGUAAAUGCCAACGGUGACCCGAGUAACAGGAAGCAGUGGGUAACGCUGGAGCGCAUCUCUCAGCAACUGUGUCAAGCACGUAUGGACGAGUUAAUGGUAGCGCUGGUGCAUAGGGUGCUGGUGACGGAACGUAACAUCUGCACCAUCACCAUCACCGGACAUGACGCGUUCGCAGGAUAUUCCGGUGGUCCACUGAUGUAUCGGAAGGAAGGAACCUGGUUCUUGAUUGGAUUGAUCAGUUUCGGAGUCGAUACCACUAGCAGCGAAUUCCCGGUGGUUUCCACUAACGUGCAGCAGUACACCGAUUGGAUUGUGGACGUUAUUCGCAGCAGGCAGGGCAGAAAGUAAAAUAGUAUUCAAAACACUAACUUUAAAGGAAAGAAGGAAAGAGAUUGCAAAGAACCAAAAUAAACGUACUGAAUGCUACUGUUGUAACAAGAUUAACGCACUCUUUAUAAGU
Molecule: messenger RNA, 1395 nt
Organism: Anopheles moucheti
Lineage: Eukaryota; Metazoa; Arthropoda; Insecta; Diptera; Culicidae
Product: serine protease 29-like
Exons: 4
Coding region: 117-1283 (388 amino acids)
Biological process (GO): proteolysis
Molecular function (GO): serine-type endopeptidase activity
Source: RefSeq, a predicted model, not a curated record